This is a messenger RNA of Suillus plorans, 1719 nucleotides long. RefSeq lists its product as uncharacterized. Bases 1 to 1530 code for a protein of 509 amino acids. Lineage: Eukaryota; Fungi; Basidiomycota; Agaricomycetes; Boletales; Suillaceae. The transcript is spliced from 7 exons. The record is from RefSeq and is a predicted model, not a curated record.
AUGAUAAUACAUGAAGAAGACGACCUCCUAAAUUCAAAGGAUCCUCCCGUCACAACUUCCGCCCUUCGUUAUCCAGAGCGCGCGGCAGGCCGUCGUCCAUUCAGUCCUCUACCUGACUAUGAAACCUCUCAGGCCUUGGCCUUCAAUCAUCUCAACAACGACUCCUUGGUCACCUUUUACAAAUGUCCUCCAAAGCGGCGCUUUGUCGACUCCAGGUCCUGGAGAGCUGGCAUAGCCGCUUUGGGCAUGUAUAUUAUCCUUUCAAUCGUCAUUGGCAUACCUCUCAUCGUUAAGACCUCCCAGGAAAACAGUAAAACAUUCUCCUACACCUCUAACUAUGUUGUUCCUUGGCUAGAGAAGAUCACUACAACACACUACGUCACAAAUAUCAACAACCUCUCAACCUCCCUUGCAAAUGGAAGUUGCAACGGAUGGGCAACUAUCGGAAAACUCGACGAUACGCAACAUUCUACGGUUGGACAGCUUCUAAAUACCGUAUCACCUGACGGCCGAUUCAGCAUCACAUCGAAUGCAUCGUACCCGAGUAGCAUGAAUAUUGUCCUGGGUGAUCUGUUUGUCGGCAUAAACCCCAAUACCUCCGUGACCGAUACAACCAUAUCGGUCCAGAUGCAAGCAUCCAACGAUGACCUCUUCGACCAGACACAGGUUUGCUUUGCAUUGUCAAACAACGCCACCGGCCUCGCUAUCUAUAUACCAGAUAACAUGUCCUUCAACGAUCAACUACUCUUUAACAUCACACUGCUGUACCCACAAACAUCUAUAACUGCCCAAGUCGACUCUUUUGCUACCUACCUACCUUUCUUCACCCAAACGUUUGCCGAUUUUGGCGGCUAUGUCAAUUUCGAGAAGGUUUCUAUAGAAGGCCCUGUUUCCAGAAUUUUUGUCGGUUCUAUCGAAGCCGGCCAAAUACUAGUUGAAACAUCUUUAGAGCCAAUUUUUGGUCAGUUCGCAGCUUCACGUUCCCUUACUGUGAGCACGAUACAGGCACCUAUCAAUGUUAACGCCUCCCUCUUCAAUGAUCCAGAUUCGAAUUUCCCAACAUAUCUUGAAGUCAACACUGGCAAUAGCAACCUGACGGCCAACGUCACGCUGAACGCACCCAACAGAAGUCCUCCCCAGCGUCCGAACUUCAUUGCAAAUAUGCGUACUUUUUAUGGCCAAGCUACAGCGAGCUUCGUACACGAUCCGACAUCACCGCCAACGGCUAUAAAGUUGCGCCUGGAGAAUGACCUUGGUCCAGUCGAUGCCACGUUUGAUCAGUACUUUGAGGGCCUUUUUCAGGCCAGCGCGAAAUUAGGCACUGUAUCAGUGAUUCAGGGUACUGCCUCUUCUUUGGAUCCAUUCGAUGCGACUUUGGCCCGCAGCUUCUUACUGAAUUAUGUUUCUGACACACGGACAUAUGGUUGGAUAGGCUGGGGACUAGAUUCAGGGGGCUUUGUGGAGGAACAAAUUGGUGAAGUGGUCGUGGAGACCUCGAUCGCAAAUUGCACUUUGUUUUUUGAUGGUUGAGGUCCGCACCGCUUUUCAUUCUCUUUUAAGGCUCACUUGGGUUUUGUGGUUCGCAUACGCACAGACUAUUCAUCGAUGUACAGACUACCACACAUUCAUCGCUCGUUGGAGAUGCUGUGAUCUUUUUGCACUUCAGUGUACUAUCAUUUUACUUAUCAUACCUAGCAACGUACAUAAUAGAAGCAGCAA